ACUGAAGACAGCAGCCCUGAGAGCCCAUACAUAAUAUGCUGAUGGCAUUCUGCGCCUCAUCAGGACUGAUAAGCCAAGAGAGUGUGAUGCCUAGAAAUCUCCUCUCAGAUUCUCCUGAAAUGGCAUCUGAAAUCUCUCCAAAGCACGCAUGUGGGAGCAUGGAAAUGGGUGGUGGUGUGGAGAAUCAUGGCAGCCAAGCUAAGUGCAGAAAUCUUGCCUUGGAUGAUGAGAGUCUGAAAUACUUAACUCAUGAAGAGCAGGAUGUUCUCAUGUUCUUUGAGGAAACCAUAGAUGCCUUAGAAGAUGACUUGGAUGAGCCGAUCCAACGUGACAGUGGUAUUCACUGUCAGUCUCCAAGGUCAACAGAAGAAAAUGUGUCGAGUCAUUCAGAGACUGAAGAUAUCAUUGACUUAGUACAGUCCACACCAGAGAGCAGUGACCAUGAAGGCCCUCCUAGCAGAGACACAGAGCCAGGUAUGUUGGAUGCUGCCUGGAGAACUGAGAGCCCGAAGCCAGCUGUACCUGCUGACCUUCCCCCACAUCCCCCUCUACCACCACCAUCGAUGUCUGAGACACUUCCUCCUCCACCCCCUCCUCCAGUGCAGCAUCCGAAAUUGCUUCGUUCUAUCCCUACCCCACUUAUCAUGGCCCAGAAGAUAUCUGAGCAGCAGAUGGAGAACAAGGUGCGCUUCCCCAGUGUCCUCAAGGAAGGGAAUUUGGACAGGAAGAAAACGCCAAUAGCCAACGGUGAUUAUUCGGCAGCUCCAAAGCACCCCCCUGCACCAGCACCCAAACUGCACCGGUUUCCCAGCAACAUCAACAUAACAAAUGUCGGUGGCAAGGAGUUCAGCGAGACAAUUUCAAAAGCAGCAGUUAACGUCCAGGAGCGGAGAGCUCAAGUGCUGGCCAACAUCAAUGGAGGAGCUUUUCUGGCAGCAGAACUGGAGGAGAAGCUGCAGAAAAAUGAUUUCUUGUCACGUAACAGAAGUUCUUCCUUAAGGGAUCUGUCCUCUGAGCAAACACGGUAUGAGGCCCUGACAAAACUUGGCCUAGUGAAAGGAAAGGCAGCUCAGGACCAAGUGGACCAUGCCUCAAGCACUCAGCAGCUUGAUGUGCAGCCUAAACAGGCAGACACUGUUCCCAAUGGAUAUCAAAACAUCCAUGAGGUUUUAAAAAGUCAGCCCAGCCCUUUCCUUCCUAUGGGCAAAACAGUAACAAUCAAAUCAGAGGUAGCUCUUGCUGCUAACAAGGUCAGGAGUGCACAGCAGAACACAGAAAAAAGUUCUAAUGAUUAUAAGCAACCCAGUCUAAACCUGGAUAUGAGGAGAAGAUCAGGUUCACUGCCUAGACCUUCUGGAUUUCGAUCCCAAGGGAUAACAGUGAAGUUCUCUGGCCGUGGCUCAACAGAAGAAGCGAGGAAAGAGGCGCUUCGGAAGCUGGGACUACUGAAAGAGACAGCAUAAUUCAGGUGGGAAUGUUGUGGCAGUGGGGGGAAAGCCAUGGCAUGGCUUCCUGUUUGAAUAGGCCCAACAGGAUUGGGAUCAAAUGGAUUGGAAGAAGAAAGGGGGAAGUUCUCUGCUUCAGGAAAGUUAAGGAGGUACUAGACACUGUGGAAUGACCACUUGUGUUUUUCCCAGGAGGACUUGUCACCACAUACAGUCAUGUACAGCAGUGGGCUUCAGCAACCCUUUCUACAGAGAUACUCAUCUGUUGCUCUUUGUGACUAAGAGGAAUUUUAUUUAAGUAAUGCUGGACUACAGCAGACAGCAUCAUGUUAAUGAAGUGUAUAGUGCAGUAUUGUUGUACAUAACAAACCCAGUGGUGAACCUUCCUUUUGCUCUUUCUGAAGCCAAAAUGGGAGCUCUGUUUGUCUUGCCCCAGAUGAUGUCAAAACUGAAAUUUCUGACCAGAGUGGCACACUUUCCUGACUUUGUCUAUAUUAGCUGGCUUGCCUUUGUUCCCUAGCAGUGGUGGAGUCUUCUGCUUCCAUGCUCUGUGCCCGCUUAAGACUGUACGGAGGGUGGUUUCUGUUUUGACCUUCUUAAGAGAGCAGCCCAAGCUUUGAGGGGAUGUCUGCAUCACUCUGCUGCUUCACUUAAGUGUUGCCUUUCUUCCUGGCCACCUGCUUCUUGGUCACGCUCUAGCUACCUGUGUGUCCAGAAAGGCACCAGAUAAGCCUCAAGGACAUGCACCACUGACAGCCAAAGAGCCUCCUGACAAUCUGUGACCACAACUGUUCUGUACCAGUGAGGAUCUCAGAGCAGAGAAGCCAUAAGAACAAGUGAACUUUGUACCAAAUUCAAGAACCUUAUGUCAGAAGUCUUGUCUUUUGUCUUGGGGUUCUUGUGAAGAAACUGUUACUUUUUGAACAGUAGCUGUACUAUGCUGAAUAAUUGCAAGUUCUUUCACUUCUGAAAACUGUCAUUUGGUCUUCCUGUAGUUUGACAGGCCAAACAACCCUCUGUUCACAGCCUUAGUUGAUUCUGCCCUGCCAAUGCAUAACAGAAAUUACAGCCAAAAUUAUUGCAGGCUAAGUGGAGGUACAGGAGAGAUUGGUAUUUAAGAGCACAUCACUCAUGAGUGGUCCAAGCUGGAGUUAUUUUGCCUUUGUUCAGUAGACAUGUUUUUAAAGAUGGCCCCCAAAAAAACAUUUGUGUGUAACUUUGGGGCAGUUUGUUUGGUUUUUUUAACGUGACAAAGCUGCUUUUCCACAUUACACCUACUUUCCUCAUUUGUACACCUGAAAAAUACCAAGAAUAGCCAUUUAAAAAUCAAAUGCCAAGCUCCUGACCCUCUGAAUUUCUUAUUCCUGCACGUGUAAGAGUUCUCAGUGUUCUAUUUCCAAAGGCAAAAGCUCGCUUAUCCUCUGCACUUUCUAAAUCCUCAAGCAACUCCCUCUUUUAUUUUUUCCCCAAGUAGCUGAGUAAUAAACCUUGGAGAAGAGGAGGGGAGUGGCUAUAAUAGAAACUGACACACCCUUCAGCCAGGAGCUCUGACAUAACUGUGAUAAACAAGUUUGUAGUUCUUGAUAGUGUUUCAAACUUGCUGAGCUGGUAAAUGAAGCUGUUGUGAAGGAAAACUCUUUUGUGCCAUUUUCAACCUGUCUCAUAAGUUAAAGGUGUUUUGUUUUAAAUUAUCUGCUUGCAGCUUCAAUUUUUAAUUAUGUUGUUAUGGUAUCUGGCUGGUUCUAUUAUGUAGUUAUUCUUUUCAGCCUUUUCAGUGGGUAAGUGAUCAUGUUCCUCAUUGUGACAGGCAUACUAUACAUAAGCAAUCAGUAAUUAAAAUAUGUGGCCAUUCCUCUGUCUGGCAAAGCAGUUGGGCAUGCAUAAUCCAACGUGAGAAGUGCUGCUGAAACAAAAGAGGCUGCUUGUGUGCUGCAAGUAAAGCACAGACUUAUUUUGCUGGCCUUUGAGUCUGCAGUCCUAAAUCCAGGAGGACAAGCACAUAAAAUACAUGCAAACACCUGCUUCACUGGCAGCCUGGAGUGGAGUCCUACAUGUGUGUGAUGCAUCAUAAUUUAUUAACAUAACCUACUAAGUAAUUUAAAUGUUUCAUGGCCGUUGUGCUUUUAAAUCCUGUUUAAGCAAAUUCUUCAGUAUAAAUGUGAAGCACAUACAAAGCCAUCUUCACAUCUCAUCAUUUCUUGCCAGCUUUUCUCUGAGCUGUUUACAGCUGAGUGUCCAUGCUAAGCAAAUAGGGGGUGGUGGGAAGUAACCUUGACACUAUUUCAUUAAAAUUCAGUCCUAUUCAAUAACUCUGUGACAUAGCCCUAUUUAAAAAAAAAUUAAAAUUAGAUGUUUAAUAUCUAAAGUACAAAGUUGCAGUAUGCUGAAUUAGCUAGAUCAUGUUCUUCUAGCCUUUCUGCAUGGCUGUGCCCUCAAUCAGUGGGAAGUGAGAGUUAGAUCUUCAGCAGGUAAACCUAAGUCCUCCCUUGGCAGAAAUUGAACCAGGUAUUCAUUGUGGCCCUUCAUUAUAGCAAAUAGCCUACUAGUCAAUUCUUCUCUGUGCCUAAAACUGUAGUAAAUAAAGCCAUGUACUAAAUGAAGUUAAUUAAGAGUCUAGCUGCUAAUAACCUGUAUAUAAGUUCAGCUGUAUUUUUGUGUAUCUUGUUUUGUGUGUAUAUGUUGCUGUGAUUUUAUUUUUUCUUUGUUAGAGGUAACUGUCUUGCACAAGUCUGAGAAAUCAUCUCUGAAACUGGGAUAAAAAACAAUAAAAUGAUGGCU
This is a messenger RNA of Dryobates pubescens (Downy woodpecker), 4223 nucleotides long. It is a transcript of the gene PROSER2, whose product is annotated as proline and serine rich 2. The record is from RefSeq and is a predicted model, not a curated record. The coding region runs from base 36 to 1463 and encodes 475 amino acids. NCBI's taxonomy places the organism in Eukaryota, Metazoa, Chordata, Aves, Piciformes, Picidae. The transcript has 3 exons.